Messenger RNA from Impatiens glandulifera, 1191 nucleotides. Its product is annotated as protein ALP1-like. The record is from RefSeq and is a predicted model, not a curated record. The transcript is spliced from 2 exons. Lineage: Eukaryota; Viridiplantae; Streptophyta; Magnoliopsida; Ericales; Balsaminaceae. Bases 1 to 1155 code for a protein of 384 amino acids.
AUGCCUGUGGUCGAAGAAGAAACCGGGUCGAACAACUUCGGUCGCCGGUUUCCGGUCGCCGGUCGCGAAGAAGAGGAGGGUCGGGAGGGUUCGCGAAGAAGACGUGUCGGAGCAGUUCCGGGAGGAGGAAGAAGGCGCCUUGGGAAGAAGAAGGGGUUUAGGGAUUUAGAUAUUGAUUUGUUCAACUACAUUUGUUCAUUGGUGAAGGAUGAUUGGGUGAAAAAAUGUUCUUAUUUCAUUGAUAUUCAUGGGAAGCCAUUGUCACUUGAUGAUUGUGUAGCCAUUGCUCUAAAAAGGCUUAGUUCAGGAGAUUCACUCUCAAUUGUUGGUGAUUCACUUGGAGUUAACAAAUCAACAGUUGCCCAUAUAACUUGGCGGUUUGUGGAGGUCAUGGAGGAAAGAGGUCUCCACCAUCUCAGUUGGCCGACUAGUGAAUCCGAAAAUGAAGAGGUAAAGUCCAAAUUCUUCGACAAAACAGGGCUGCCCAACUGCUGUGGGGUGAUCGACACGACUCGCGUCUUGAUGAGUUCCUCGCUCGACAAAUCGAAUGGAGUUUGGUGUGAUAGUGAAAACAAUCAUAGUAUGCUCCUACAAGCAAUCGUAGGACCCGAUAUGAGAUUUCUUGACGUGGUUACUGGUUGGCCGGGGAGCUUGUCUGAUUCUGUCGUGCUGAGGAACUCGAGUUUCUUUACACUUGUUGAAGAAUCAAAGCGGCUAAGUGGAAGGAAAAUAAAGAUAACAUUGGAGGAAGAAUUUGGAGAAUAUUUAGUGGGGGGCGAAGGUUAUCCUCUUUUGCCUUGGCUACUUACUCCCUAUAGAGGAAAGGAGCUUUCGGAUUCCCAAAUUGGGCUCAAUAAAAGGAUUUAUGAUGCACAAGUUAUAGCGAAAAGAGCGUUUACUCGGUUGAAGGAGAAUUGGAGGAUUAUUCAAGGGGUGAUGUGGAGGCCCGAUAAGAAUCGUUUGCCAAGGAUCAUUCUCGUGUGCUGCAUUUUGCAUAACAUACUCAUCGAUUUUGAGGAUGAGGUGCAAAUGAACAUGUCGGCUUCUAAUGAUUCGAUAUUAUACAAGCCUCGAGUUUACAAAGACAAUGACAAGUGUGGUCUUAGGGAGAUGGUGUGUCUCCACUUAUCGAAGAAGGUCCACCCUUCUCAAUAGAAGAUAAGUACAUUGUUUUUCAAUUUAUUCAUUUAU